AUUUUGUUCGUCGAGAUGGCGAUUAAUGGUAACGUAGAGGAAGAUAUGAAAAUGGAAGAAUGCAAAGCGACGGCAGUGUAUAUGUGCGGUUAUCUUCCCGGAGUUUCCCCGGAGAAAUCGCCGAUACUCUCUCUGGUUCCAGUACCUCUUCCGGCAUCAUCAAGUCACUGCGGUGAUUCAUGGAAGGAUGUUUGCGGUGGUGGAUGUGGAUUUGCCAUGGCCAUUUCAGGAUCCGGAAAGCUCGUAACUUGGGGUUCGACAGAUGAUGAAGGUCAAAGCUAUAUGACUUCUGGGAAGCAUGGGGAGAUACCACAGCCUUUUCCUCUUCCACAUGAAGCUUCAGUAGUGAAGGCUGCGGCUGGCUGGGCACAUUGUGUAUCAGUUACAGUGAAAGGGGAAGUAUACACCUGGGGAUGGAAAGAGUGUGUUCCCUCUGUAAAAAUUAUCCAUGUUUCAGCAGCUGCUGGGAGCUUCCAAAAGGAUAAUAAUGGAAAACAGAAUGCAUUGCUGACUGGACAAGUAAGUCCAAGGUCCCAAGGAUCAAGUGUAACAGGUAGGACAGUUUCUCAAUCUGACAACAGAAAGGCUGGAGAGGAAAUUAUAAAGAAGAGAAAAGUGUCAACAGCUCAAGAAGAGUUCGAAAAUUCGUCAUCUGGAGAUGACUUUUUCACAGUGUCACCUUCUCUUGUAACUCUGGGUCCUGGAGUAAGGAUCACCAAUGUUGCUGCUGGUGGUCGUCACACUUUAGCAUUGUCAGAUAUGGGACAGGUUUGGGGUUGGGGCUAUGGAGGCGAAGGGCAGCUAGGUUUGGGAUCCCGGAUAAAAAUGGUGUCUUCUCCUCAUCUCAUACCAUGCCUUGAUACAUCUGUUUCUGAGAAAGACAGGUCCUUGAUAGUCCCCCAAGGAAGCUUGAAUUUGUCGGCACAAGCUUCUAAAUUCCCUGGAAAUUAUGUGAAAGAAAUUGCUUGUGGAGGUCGCCAUAGUGCUGUAGUAACAGAUGCAGGAGCACUAUUUACAUUUGGAUGGGGACUCUAUGGACAGUGUGGGCAAGGAAGCACAAAUGAUCAGCUGAGGCCUACUUGUGUGCUUUCUUUAUCGGAAAUUCAAGUAGAAAGAGUUGCUGCUGGACUAUGGCAUACUGUUUGUAUCACUGCAAAUGGCCGUGUAUAUGCUUUUGGUGGGAAUCAGUUCGGACAACUUGGAACUGGAGAUGAACAGGCGGAGACACAACCAACGCAAUUGGAUGCACCAAGUUUGGAAAGUAAGUGUGCAAAAAUAGUAUCUUGUGGGGCUCGACAUAGUGCCAUUCUGACAGAGGACGGCCAAGUAUACAGUUGGGGAUGGAACAAGUACGGUCAGCUUGGCGUGGGUGACUCAAUCGACCGUAACAUUCCUUCUCGCGUUCCCAUUGAAGGUUGUCGGCCAAAAAAUGUUGCUUGUGGUUGGUGGCACACGCUACUGCUGGCGGAAACACCACUUUGAGUCCUUACAUUCAUCAUAGAUAACAAAGUGGUGACAGUUUUGCUAGGAUAGCGACUUCUUCCCCCAGUUUAUUUUUAUUUGACGCUUGUACUCUCGCGUAUAAUGUAUAUACUGCAUGAAAGCAUCUGUCAAAUUUUCUUUUCUUUCUCUAGGAGAUAGCAAACUGGUACUUCAUAGCAAAAAAACGACAAUAGUCCUUGUAAUGAUACAAUAGUCUUUUAGAUUGCAACUUUUUGUUUCUUCUAAAGGAAAUUCCACUGGCA
Molecule: messenger RNA, 1745 nt
Organism: Hevea brasiliensis (rubber tree)
Lineage: Eukaryota; Viridiplantae; Streptophyta; Magnoliopsida; Malpighiales; Euphorbiaceae
Product: ultraviolet-B receptor UVR8
Source: RefSeq, a predicted model, not a curated record